Messenger RNA from Polychytrium aggregatum, 3594 nucleotides. RefSeq lists its product as uncharacterized. The transcript has a single exon. Lineage: Eukaryota; Fungi; Chytridiomycota; Chytridiomycetes; Polychytriales. The record is from RefSeq and is a predicted model, not a curated record. Gene Ontology annotation, cellular component: endoplasmic reticulum membrane. Gene Ontology annotation, molecular function: mannose-ethanolamine phosphotransferase activity. Gene Ontology annotation, biological process: GPI anchor biosynthetic process. The coding region runs from base 155 to 3574 and encodes 1139 amino acids.
GUCGGUGCGUUUCCUUCGCAUGCUUUAAUUGCAUCGAGAAGCCCCGUGCAGCGAAACUAACCACCCUCCCGCGUCGCUCCUUCGUCGGGCUCACCUGUAUCUCGGUCUGGGCCUGCAGCCUGCCCAGCUCCAGCGUGCCGACGAUUUCUCGAUCAUGUUCAAGCGCAAAGCCGCCGAGCAGCGAGCAAAGCUCGCGUCGGCUCAGACCAGAUCUCGCAAUGCUCGGCCAGAACACACUCCCCGAGCCGUCUCGAUCGAACUCGCUGCCCUGCCAAAAGAUACCUCCAGCAUCUUUGGGGUUGUUUCGCUGAAGCUGCUGCUCGUGCUGGCCCUUCAAGCCCUCUCGAUCUGGCUCUUCGCCUCCGGAUUCCUCCUCACCCGUAUGGAGCUGCCGACCCUCAGCACAUGCGAUCCCUCUGUCACGGUUGUGGCCAAGCCCAGCAACGACUCGACUGCUCCCGCCGAGGCCAUCAGAGCGGACGGAUUGUGCUGGCAUCCUCCACGGUACAAGCGUGCUGUCCUCGUCAUCCUCGAUGCCCUGCGCUAUGAUUUCACGGUCUACAACGAGUCUAUGGCGCUCGACGAAAGCCAGAACCGAGGCCGUGUGCCAUUUUAUCGCAACAAGCUUCCUGUCCUCCAUCGCCUCCUGCACUCUCAGCCAAGCAAUGCCCUGCUCUUCCGAUCCAAGGUCGAUCCUCCAACCACGACCCUGCAGCGCCUCAAGGCCAUCACCACCGGAACCCUCCCGACGUUUGUCGACAUUGGCAAGAAUUUCGGCGGCUCGCUUGUCAGCGAAGACAACAUCAUGGACCAGCUCAAGACUUUGGGCAGAAAGUCGGUCGUUAUCGGCGACGACACCUGGGAAGGCAUCUAUCCCCAGUCCAUCCACGAGAGCUACCCGUAUCCAUCGUUCGAUGUCUGGGAUCUGCACACUGUCGACAAUGGUGUCCUCGAGCAUCUGUGGCCGAUCCUUGCGCGCUCCCCCCGAGACUGGGACUUUAUCGUGGCCCAUUUUCUCGGCAUCGACCACGCCGGCCACAGAUACGGACCGGAGCAUCGAGCCAUGGCCGACAAGCUUGUGCAGAUCAACCAGGUGCUUGAGCAGCUCUUUGAGGCCAUCGACGACGACACCGUGGUCGUUGUCAUGGGCGACCACGGCAUGGACUUCAAGGGCGACCACGGCGGCGACAGCAAGUCCGAGACCGAUGCUGGACUCUUCAUCUUCAGCAAAAAGAAGCUCACCGACUUUGACGGCGCCGCAGCUGCCCAUCAAAGCCUGGUGGCGGCCAUCCAGCGGGUAUCCGAAACUCAGGACUCGGCCGACGACCCGAUUCGAACGGUUUCGCAAAUCGAUGUCGUCUCGACCCUGACGCUGCUGCUGGGACUGCCUAUUCCAUUUGGCAAUCUGGGAUCGAUUAUCCCGGAGCUGUUCUUUGUAGCCGACGGCGAGCAUCCAGAUCCGAGCCCCACAUCGCCUUGGCUGGACUUGCUCAAGGCCUCGCACCUCAAUGCCAAACAGAUCUGGCGAUACCUGCAAAGUUACAGUCAGGCACUGGCAACAGCCGACUUUUCGCUUCCCGAACUCGGGCGGCGAUUCAGUAUCGCCACCGAGAGCUUUGAGGCGGCAGCUCGGUCUUUGCCCACUGAGCCGGAGCUGCUGCGUGCGAUUGAGCUCCAGUACGAGUUUAUGCGGUCGGCCCUCAAGAUCACCCGCAGAGUUUGGUCACGCUUCGAUCUUCCCUUGAUUGCUAUGGGAUGCGCUGGAUUCUUUGCUGUCGUGCUGGCUUGUGCUGCCGAGAUUCGCUUCUCGGUCAACCUGGGCUCGCUACAAACGCUUCGUCAUCCUCUGGUCGGCCUCGCCAUCGGCGCUCUCAUCGGAAUGGCCCAGCCCCUGUCCAAAGCCCUGGCUGUGCUGUCUGUCGACUCGGAAAUCAAACUCGUCCACGAAGUGGGUUUUGCGCUGCUCGUGGGCUACGCCGCCGGUACUGGGGUUCGCAUCCACCAAGCCAAGCAAGGCUCCAAGCCAACUCCAAACGAGAGUGGCAGCGUCCUUCCGUCACCCGAGGCCGUCCUGGCGACUCUCCUGCUUGGGCUCCACGCCAUUUCGCCGGCCUCGGACAGCUACACAAUCUACGAGGACUACGGCACCAACUUCAUGCUGCAGACCUUUGGAGCCUUCCAGCUCGUCCGAUCCAUCUUUGUGCGCCACAACAAGACCCGCGAGAAUCUGAUUUGGUACUCUGUGAUGUUCAUGGUGUUGUCGCGGCUGACGCUUUCGUCGGUCGUGUGCCGCCCCGAACAACACCCGCACUGUAUUCCGACGUUCAACUCGGCUCCUUCGAGCUCGGUGGCGGCGAUGCCCACGCUCGUGUUCCUGGCCCUGAUUUCGGCCCUGGUUGUGAUUGUUUCGCGGCGCGUCCUAACGGAAUCAGACUCGUUCCACUCGACAGGCUCGCUGAUCGUGGGUGUGUUCCUACCGGCGGCGCUGUCAAUCUCCUUCCUGUAUUGGACCCUGGACACGAUCGAGGGCCACCACUACUUUGAAGCCAACCAGCGCUGGCUGGGCAAGCUCAAGAUGUGGAUUGCCAAGAUCGGAUUCCUGGCUGCCAGCGCCACCUGUCUCUAUGUUUGGACAUCGGAGCCCUCGUGCAUUGGUCUCUCAAUCGUCCGCAGUGCCUCGCCCGCGGCCUCAGCGGACACACCAGGCAAGGGCGGCAAAAACGAUCAGGACUCGGAUGAACCCGCAGCACCGGACACCCAGGCAACAGUGGUGCUCAACGGCAUCGCCAAUGUCGUGGGCUCAGCGUACUUUGUCCUUGUCGCGGCGCUGUUCCUGAUCCUGGCCAUGUUCCAAAAGCCCAUGGGCGGCGUCAUGCUCUGGACCGGAUUCCUCGUCGUGGUUUGUCUGUUCGAAAUGGCGGCACUGUGGCGCGAAUACUUUUCUCUCCAUCUGCCUGGGAUCAUCAAGAAAGAGUCCGAGCGCACGGCUGUACCAGCUGGCGGAAUCCGACUCAACCUCCCCAGUCACGGCACGCUCGUCUUCCUGUUCCUCACGGUGCUCUCGAUCCUGUCGCACAGAUUGUUUUUCGCAACGGGCCAUCAGUUCAUCCUGUCGACGAUCCAAUGGGAAGUCGGCUUCAUCGGCGUCGAGCACAUGAACUUUUAUCUGUCCGGGACGCUCGUGGCGCUCAACACCUUUGGCGGCCCGCUGGCAUGUGCACUCUCCGUGCCCAUGUUUGUCAUUUGGAAGCAGCCCAUCCAGAAGGGCCAGGAGCGACGGCUCUUCCAGUCCGUUUUCCGGGCCCUGCUGAUGUACAUGGUCGUUGUGGGCACGGCCAUGGGCGUCAGCAUGUCCUUUGCAGGCUGGUUCCGCCGCCACCUGAUGGUCUGGAGUGUGUUUUCUCCAAAGUUCCUGUACAUGACGGUGAUUGUUGUCGCCAUCGACCUGGUUGUGGCGACAGUGUGUGUCUGGGGAGUCUUUGGGCCGCUGCGAUGCUACGACGAGUUUGUCCAGGUGCUCAGCGCCAAGCUCGGCAGCGUCUCUGCUGCUCGCCGACAGGAAGAGUCUGAGUAAAGCCCGAAUCCGGAAUCGAA